This is a messenger RNA of Dendrobium catenatum, 2770 nucleotides long. RefSeq names its product wall-associated receptor kinase 2-like. Gene Ontology annotation, molecular function: protein serine/threonine kinase activity; ATP binding; calcium ion binding. The transcript is spliced from 2 exons. Bases 51 to 2333 code for a protein of 760 amino acids. The record is from RefSeq and is a predicted model, not a curated record. Gene Ontology annotation, cellular component: plasma membrane. Lineage: Eukaryota; Viridiplantae; Streptophyta; Magnoliopsida; Asparagales; Orchidaceae. Gene Ontology annotation, biological process: protein phosphorylation; cell surface receptor signaling pathway.
CGGUCGAAGAGGGGUCCACCCUGUCGAGCCGGAAAAAUUACAUAAGUUGUAUGAGCUUCUCAGAGUCCUCACCAUUGGGACUAAUGGUCAAGCCUGGUCAUCUCCUCCUCCUCCUCCACCUCAUCAUCUCCCUUUCCUCUUUGCAUUCGCCAUCAAAUUCCACACCAUCUUUUUUAAGCCCAUUAGUGCUCGAUGAAGACGACGGCGGCCAGUUCUGCAACGGCACAGACAUCCCCUUCCCCUUCGGCAUCUCAGGUUACAAGUCUUUAGCACCAGGCUUUAACAUCACCUGCAAUCAAGGAAACGGAAAUCUUCAAACUUCACCCCCACGACUCAAACUCUUCUCCGAUGAGCUUCCCAUCAUCGACAUAUCUCUCAACGAUGGCUUUCUCCGCGUCAACCUUGACCCCUUAAACUGGCGCUGCGAUAGUCCCUUUGCGGAAGAACCAAGCAAAUAUCGAGACCUCCUCAAAGACUCCCCCUUUACCUUCUCCUCGACUCAAAAUGUGCUUACUGUAAUAGGCUGCGACGCGAUGGUUUUCCUACAGCAGCAGGAGAACAACAAGACCGUUAAUAGAAGCUGCGUCUCGUUCUGCGAGAGUACAGAGAGUGUAGUGGAUGGAUUUUGUUCUGGUGUGGGUUGUUGCCAGGCUUCCUUACCCGAAAAUCUGAAAAGCUUCGACCUUGAUUUUCAAAGCAUUCGAAACACGAUAGGAUCGAAUGUGACAAACAUGCUGUGUGGCAGGGCGUUCAUUCUGGAACAGAAAGCUUUUGAAUUUUCAGCGGAAGAUAUUAAUGGAGUGGUAGAAGGAGGUGCGCCGAGGUCUGUCGUGCUCAAUUGGUCGAUUGGGAAUAAGUCAUGUGAUGAGGCUAAGAGGAGUGGUGCCGAUUCUUAUAUUUGUGCGGAGAGAUCAGAGUGCAAUGAUUCGAGUACUGGAGUUGGAUAUCUGUGCCGUUGCUUGGAAGGAUAUGAUGGCAAUCCUUAUAUACCAGAUGGAUGCAAAGAUGUCGAUGAGUGCAGCGUCAAUGGGACAAGCCCGUGUACAAGGAAAUGCUUGAAUUUUGACGGAGGUUACCGUUGUUCCUGCCCCUUUGGAACAACCGGCGAUGGCAAGAAACAAGGCAGCGGCUGCGAGAGAGUUGCGCCAAUCGAGAUUGCUUUGGCUGCUGGGCUCUUCCUUUUGCUUCUCCUCUUUGUUUUGGGCCUGUUAACUUACAGAAAGCUGAGGGGACGACGUGUUGAAAUGCUCAAGCAGAAGAAUUUCAUGCGGAACGGAGGACUUCUGCUACAGCAGCACUUAUCUGUCAGAGAGGUCGCCGCCAAGAUCUUCACGGCCAGCGAGCUUGAAACGGCAACUGACAAUUUCAGUGACAACCACAUAUUGGGGCAUGGCGGGUACGGUACAGUUUAUAAAGGAACAUUGUCUGAUGGUAGGGAAGUUGCGAUCAAGAAAUCGAAGCUGGUGGAUGAGACUCAGAUCGAGCAGUUUAUUAAUGAAAUGGUCAUUCUUUCUCAGAUCAAUCACAGGAACGUGGUUAAGUUGCUGGGCUGCUGCUUGGAAACACAGGUGCCUCUUCUCGUCUAUGAAUUCAUCUCCAAUGGAACCCUCUUCGACCACAUGCAUUCGGACAGCGAAUUAAAAACGUCGCCUUUAUCGUGGGAAACUCGCCUGCGAAUUGCAGGGGAGACGGCGGCGGCUCUUGCUUAUCUGCACAAAGCGGCUUCAACGCCCAUCAUUCACAGGGAUGUGAAGUCGGCCAACAUACUUUUGGAUGAGGAGUUUACUGCAAAAGUUUCGGAUUUUGGAGCUUCAAGGCUUGUUCCUUAUAAUCAGACUCAUGUUACGACGGUGGUGCAGGGAACUCUGGGCUACUUAGACCCGGAGUACUUUCACACCGGCUUGCUCUCGGAGAAGAGCGAUGUGUACAGCUUCGGUGUUGUUCUGGUUGAGCUCUUGACUGCAGAGAAGCCGGUUUCAUUUUCUAAGUCGGAGGAGCAAAGGAACCUGGCGUCAUAUUUUGUUGGGUUGGAGAAAGAGAACAGAAUAUUAGAAAUAGUGGAUCGGCGGGUGGCUAAGGAUGCAGAGCCGCUGAGCUUGUCUGCGGCGGCGGAGCUUGCGAGGAGGUGUUUGAAUGUUAGAGGAGAGGAUAGGCCGAUGAUGAAGGAAGUGGCGGUGGAGCUCAAUGCGCUGAGAAGCCUUCUCAUGCUUAGAAGGCCGCCGGAAAGGAGUGCUGCAGAAGAGCAGAGUAGAUGUCUGCUUAGGCCUCUGAAUAUUUGCAGGAAUGAUGGGGAAAUUAGCAUGGAAAGCUCAAUAUCUGAUGCUGUUUACUGAACGGAAAGCUCAAUAGGGGAUCACUAAGAAAGUUUUUUUAGGCAUAAGAAAUCAUUUUUAGUCUAUUUAGGAUGAGAUUUUAAGUUUCAAUCUUGAGUGAUUACCUCCAUUAAGCGCCCAACAUUGGGCAAAUUAUUGUGUCUGGUGUCCGGAUUCGUCCUGACACCAAUAAAAACGCGUCACGUCACUCAAAAAUACCUGGGCCCAGUGCAUCCGGGUGAGAUGUCGUGCCCGAAUUAGAUGUCCGCAUUUCAGGUGACAGGACGCAAUCAUUUGCCCCAACAUUGAGACUCAACAAAUACAUAGUAAAAUGAUGUAUUUUUCUAGUUAUUUCCAUGUUUUCUAGUGUGUACUGUCUUUUUUGGCAUGUUGUUAUAAAUAAUGGGUCCCUAAUCAUGUAAAUUUUUAACCUCAUAUAUAUACUCUCCUUGCAAUUU